AUGGCCAGGAAGAGGAUUGCUGUGAUUGGAGCUGGAAUCAGUGGCAUGGGGGCCAUCAAGUGCUGCUUAGAUGAAGAUUUGGAGCCUACCUGCUUUGAAAGAAAUGAUGAUAUUGGAGGCCUGUGGAAAUUUCAAAAAAAUCCUUCAGAGAAAAGACCUAGUAUCUACAAAUCUGUGACCAUCAACACUUCAAAGGAGAUGAUGUGCUUCAGUGAUUUCCCCGUACCUGAUCACUUCCCUAACUACAUGCAUAACUGCAAACUCAUGGAGUACUUUAGGAUGUAUGCCAAGCAUUUUGGUCUUCUUAAUUACAUUCAGUUUAAGACCAAAGUGGAAAGUGUAAGGAAGCGUCCAGAUUUCUCCAUCAGUGGACAAUGGGAUGUUGUUGUGGAGACUGAUGGGAUACAGAAGACCAUGGUCUUUGAUGGCAUCCUGGUCUGCAGCGGCCAUCAUACAGACCCCCACUUGCCACUUCAGUCUUUCCCAGGCAUUGAGAAGUUUGAAGGCUCUUAUUUCCAUAGUCGGGAAUACAAAAGUCCUGAGGAUUAUGUUGGAAAGAGAAUCAUAGUGGUUGGCAUUGGGAAUUCUGGCGUGGAUAUUGCUGUAGAGCUCAGUCGUGUAGCAAAACAGGUGUUCCUCAGCACUAGACGAGGAUCCUGGAUCUUACAUCGAGUCUGGGAUAAUGGAUAUCCCAUGGACAGUUCCUUUUUCACCCGUUUCCAUCAUUUUCUCUGGAAAAUAUCAACUACAGCAGCAAUAAAUAACUACCUAGAGAAGACAGUGAACUCAAGGUUCAAUCACUCACACUAUGGCCUGCAGCCACAGCACAGACUACUGAGUCAACAUCCCACUGUCAGUGAUGACCUUCCAAAUCACAUCAUUUCCGGAAAAGUCCAAGUGAAGCCCAAUGUGAAGGAGUUCACGGAAACAGACGCCAUUUUUGACGAUGACACAGUGGAGGAGAAUAUCGAUGUUGUCAUCUUUGCUACAGGAUACAGCUUUUCUUUUCCUUUCCUGGAUGGUCUAAUUGCAGUUACUGAUAAUGAAGUAUCCCUUUACAAGCUGAUGUUCCCUCCUGACCUGGAGAAGCCAACACUUGCUGUCAUUGGGCUCAUCCAGCCCCUGGGCAUCAUCCUGCCUAUUGCAGAACUCCAGUCUCGCUGGGCUGCACGGGUGUUCAAAGGGCUGAGCAAAUUACCUUCAGUGAAGACCAUGAAGGCAGACAUUGCCCAAAGGAAAACAGCUAUGGAAAAACGGUAUGUGAAGACAGCCCGGCAUACUAUCCAAGUGGACCACACUGAGUACAUGGAUGAGAUUGCCACCCUGGUCGGGGUGAAGCCCAAUUUGUUCUUCCUGUUUCUCUCAGAUCCAAAGCUGGCCAUGGAGGUUUUCUUUGGGCCCUGCACUCCAUACCAGUACCGCCUGCAGGGGCCAGGGAAAUGGGAUGGGGCCCGGAGAGCCAUCCUGACUCAGAAAGAGAGGAUCAUCAAGCCCCUGAAGACUCGCAUUACUAGCAAUGACAAUCACUCAACUUCAGGCCUCCCUUGGACAAAGCUGGUACCAUUUGGCCUGGCAGUUCUGGCUACUGGCUUAGCAUAUUUUAGGUAUAUUCACCAUGGUAAACACAGAUGAAUGCAUGAACAUUUAG
Messenger RNA from Nannospalax galili (Upper Galilee mountains blind mole rat), 1648 nucleotides. RefSeq names its product dimethylaniline monooxygenase [N-oxide-forming] 5-like. The record is from RefSeq and is a predicted model, not a curated record. Bases 1 to 1632 code for a protein of 543 amino acids. The transcript is spliced from 8 exons. NCBI's taxonomy places the organism in Eukaryota, Metazoa, Chordata, Mammalia, Rodentia, Spalacidae. Gene Ontology annotation, molecular function: flavin adenine dinucleotide binding; NADP binding; N,N-dimethylaniline monooxygenase activity.